GGACGUGCCGCGGGGGGAACCGGGCGGCGGGGCCGGGGGUGCCCCGGGGGAAGCGGCGUGGGGCGUCCUGGCCGGUCCCCGGCACCGGGAUGUCCCCGGUGCGCCCCGGCUGUCCUCCCUGCGUGUCACUGCCGUUCCCGGGCUGGCGUCCCCAGAACAUCCCGUGUGCCCUCAGCGCAUCCCGCCUGUGCCGGGUCUGUCCCCACUGUCCCCAGCCUGGCCCUGCUGCGUCCCCGCUGACCCCGGCACAUCCAGGCUCCAUCCCUGACUCUCCCUGCUGUGUCCUGGCUGUCCCUGCUGUGUCCCCUACUGUCCUUCAUUCCCCCGCUGGUCCCCACCAUCCCCAGUACAUCCCAGCUGUCCCCUGUGUGUCUCUGCUGUCCCUACUGCAUCCCGGCUGUCCCCAGUGUUCUCCCUGCAUCCUGGCUGUCCCUGGGAUGUCCCCAGUGUCCCCGCUGUAUCCUGCCUUGCUCUGGCAUGUGUCCCUGCAGAGUCCCAGCUGUCCUCGAUGUGUCCCUGCUACCCCAAGGCUGUUUCUGCAGCACAUCCCGCUUGUCCCCAGUGUAUCCCAGCUGUCCCCAGGGUGUCCUCACUGUCCCUGGGCUGUCCCCAGUGUGUCCUGGCUGCCCCAAAAGCAGCCCAGCCCCUGCCACCCAGCAGCGCUGGGGACACUUGGGGCUGUCACCCCACGUCCCCAGGGCUCGUGGUGAGGACCGUGGCGCGGGGCAGGCCAAGGCCAGCCCGUCACCGCCGUGUUGGGGACCACGGCCCGGGUGCGGGGCCCGUUCCCUGCUGCGCUGGCGUGUCCGCGGCCGCGCGGUUUGGGCACGUGCCGUGUCCCCGCGGCGCCUGGGGUGGGUGGCUGCUGACCUGCGCUGGGUGACCAGAGGGACUGGGGAGGGGGACACGGGCUCCGGCUGCCCCGGCUCUGCUGGAGCUGCGUCCCCGUCCCCACAGGGACCCUCGCGCUGCCCCCGCGGGGCCCCGCGCUGGGGGAGGGGACGGCCAUGCCAUCCAUCUGUCGGGCCCCCCCAGCUGUCCCCGCCGGCGGGCCCUGGGGGGGCCGCGGGCUGCUCUUCCCCUCCAGACAGAGUCUCACUUCCCCCCUUGACGCAGCCGGAGCCGCCGGCCCUGGGGCCGCUUCCUGCGCCGGGGGCAGCGCAAGGGGGGCCCAGGCACCCCCGGGCACCACGGGCCACCCCAGGGACCUGCCGGGGUUUGUGCGGCCCCGCGGGCUGCAUGGGGACAGGGACGGGGGCAGCACGUGUGAGGUCUGGCCGAGGGUGCGCGGUGCUGCUGAGCACCGGGCUGGCGGGGUCCCGGGGCCACGCAGCCUGUGACAGCGGGGACAGCCGGCUCGGCAGGGACACGGGGAGCGUGUGGCCUGUCCCCGCUGCGCCGAGCGGGGCUGUGAAUACCGGCUCGAUGUUUGUUUUUGCCGCUCUCGUUGCACUGAGUGGGAGAAGGCGGCGGAGUUCGCUCUGGGGUGUCUGGUGUCCCCCAGCGCUCCCAUCAGUGGUGCAGCCACGCGGGGUCAGUGGGGGACAGGGCUGUCACCAACACCGCGUGCGCCCCGACCUUGCCUGCUUCCAGUGACCCCCCCGGCCUCGCUGCCUCCAUCACCCCCAGACCCUCUCGUUGUCCCCUCCAGUUCCCACUGCGCUGCCGAACCCCCCGGCCAUCGCCACUGUGGGGUCCGGGUGAGCCGGGACCGUGUGGCCCCACAUCAGCCCCAACCCCUGCUCAGCUUGUGGGGUGCAGGGUGGGGGCCCCGGCGUGGGGGGACAGCACAGCUCUGUGCCCGGAGCCCCGGGGGUGUCCCCAAAGUGUCCCCAGGCUCCAAAGGGCUCAGGGUGCCCCAGGUGGGUCCCUCUCCGUGGGGUGCCCUGUACCCCGGAGGUGCUCGGUACCACAUGGGGCUGGGUGUCCCGGUGCCACCUCUCCCGGUGCUGCCUCGGCCCCCCCGGCCCGGCUCCCCGGUGCUCCGCGCCCGGCGCUGGCGGAGCCGCACAACGGGGGCGGCGGCGGCGGCGGCUCCUCCCCGGCCGCGGCGGGAAGGCGGAGCUGGGCCGCCGCCGCCUCCCAACAAUAGCGCGGCCGGGCCGGGCCGGGAUGGAGCCGCCGCCGCCGGGACCGGCCCCGGGGCCGCGCUGAGCGCGAACGGGCGGCGCCGCCGGGAGCCCGGGCGUGACACCGCGGACGAACAGGGCUGCGACAGCUCCAGCGAGCGAGAGAUGUCGGAGAGCGUGGCCGAGGCACCGGGAGACGGGAGCCCCGCGGCCCUCGGUGAGACGGGCACCAGCCAUGAGCUCCUGCAGCGGCUGCGGGAGCUGGAGGCGGAGAACUCAGCCCUGGCCCAGGCCAACGAGAACCAGCGGGAGACGUACGAGCGCUGCCUGGACGAGGUCGCCAACCACGUGGUGCAGGCGCUGCUCAACCAGAAGGACCUGCGCGAGGAGUGCAUCAAGCUGAAGAAACGGGUGUUCGACCUGGAGCGGCAGAACCAGGCGCUGAGCGACCUGUUCCAGCAGAAGCUGCAGCUCUCAGCCGGCUCCCUGCCCCAGCUGCUGCUGCACCCGGUGCCGGUGCCCCCGGACGCCCCAGCCAGCCCCCAACCCGGCUCUGCCGAGCAGCCGCCCCCCCCGCUGCCCCCCAGCUGCUGUGUCCCCGUGCCCGAGGUGACCCCACCAGUGCCACUGGGCAGCCCCGGGCUCAGCCCCGGCACCCCCCCCCUGGACGCCCUCUCCCCCUUCUUCAAGAAGAAAGCGCAGAUCCUGGAGGUGCUGCGCAAGCUGGAGGAGACGGACCCGCUGCUGGGGCCCCCCCCGGCCUCCCCCGGCUCCCCCGAGCCCUGCGCCGCCCCGGCCUGGCCGCCCUGCCCGCUGCGGGGCCCGGGGGCUGCCGGGGGGUGGCGGGGGGCCGAGGGCAGCCCCUGCUCCUCGCCGGAGGAGGCGGCCCCGCCGCGGGGGGCCCUGCUCAGCGCCCUGGCCGAGCGGCUGCUGCGCGGCGAUGGCGGGUGCUGCCGGCGCAACGGCGAAGCCCCCGGGGGCCCCCCCCGGCAGCGGCGCGGCGACCACCCCGCGUUCCUGGGGCUGUACGCCCUGGGCGAGGAGACCCCCGAGGGCGGCUUCGCGCCGCUCUCGCCCGGAGGGGGUCCGAACCCCCCCAAGGUGCUGAAGCUGCCGCCCCCGCCCGGCGCGCUGCGCCUCAGCCCCCAGCUCCCCCGCGCCUCCAAGAUCCCGUGUCGCGGCGGCAACCCCGAGGCCUCCCCGGCGCUCAGCCGCCGCGCCUCCCCCGGCACCCCCCCCCAGCCCGGCUCGCCCGAGCCCCCCGCUUGCCCCCCAACCCGCGCCUACGAGGCGGCCGAGCAGCCCCCGGGGCCGCCGGGCCCCCCCUCCAGCGGGGCGCGGGUGGCUGCGUCCCCCCCCAGCACCCGCCGCGGUACCGGGGGCUCAGCCCCCUCCCGCCGGCCUGGCAAGAAGUCCCCCGAGCCGGGCUACCUGCCCUUCAAGGAGCGCCUGGCCGCCCUGGGCAAGCUGCGGGGGGCCGAGGGCCGCGAGCCCCCCGGCCCAGGGCGGCCCGAGCGGGGCCACGGGGCUGAAGCGCGGCCCCCGCCUCGGGGGGCCUUGGGGGGCAGCCUGAAGCACCCCGAACCCGCGCACGCCGGGGAGCCCCUGGCCCGCUGCUACUCCUCCUGCUCCAUGGGCGAGCCCGGCAAGGCGGGGGGCAAGAACCGCCCCACCGGCGGCCGGACCCCAUCACGGGGUACCCCAGCCCCCCCCGCCAAGGCCACCCGCAGCCCCCACGGCAGCCCCACCAAACUGCCCACCAAGGCGGGCGGCGGCAAAGCCGCGACGCCGCGGGGCGAGGAGCCGGCGGGGGCCAAGGCGGCGGGGGCACCUCGCAAAGCGCCACCGGCCCCCGAGCCCCCCGGCGCGGGGACACCGGCGGGCGCCGCCGGGCACUCGGCCAUCGAGGAGAAGGUGAUGAAGGGCAUCGAGGAGAACGUGCUGCGGCUGCAGGGCCAGGAGCGGCCGCCGGCGGGCGAGGCCAAGGGGAAGGCGGCGGGCGGGCUGGCCAGCUGGUUCGGGCUGCGCCGGAGCAAACUGCCGGCCCUGAGCCGGCGCGGGGACGGGGGCCGCGGGCGGGACUGGGCCGGCACCCCGGCCCCCCUGCGCCGGGAGGUCAAACUGGCCGCCCGCAAGCUGGAAGCCGAGAGCCUGAACAUCUCGAAGCUGAUGGAGAAGGCGGAGGAUCUGCGCAAAGCGCUGCGGGAGGAGCACGGCUUCCUGCAGGCGCUGGACAAGGGGCGGCCCCGCGGGCCCCCCCGCGCCCCCGGGCCCCUCCCGGUCAUGUACCAGGAGGUGACGGCCGAGACCUUCAUGCAGCAGCUGCUGGACAGGGUGGACGGGAAGGACGUUCCCUAUGAGAGCCGCCUGGAGCACAAGCGGGAGCUCUGUGACCUCCGGCGGGUCCCCCCCGAUGCCAAAGACCCCCGGCUGUGCCGCCCGCCACGCAACGGCAUCGUGGGGCACCUGCGGGAGCCCCCCAACAAGGUGCCCGACGUGGGGCUCCGGGACGAGCUGCCGUCCGACGAGAGUUUGUCGGAGUCGGGGAUGUCGCAGCAUUUUGCCGCCUGCGGGUCACUGACGCGGACGCUGGACAGUGGGAUCGGGACCUUCCCACCCCCCGACUACGGGGGGGUCCCCGCCAAGAGCGCCCCCAAACCGCGGGGCCGCCCCGAGCCGCUGCCCGGCACCGUGCCGGCACCGCCGCCCCGCAUCACCAAAGUGCCGCGCAAGGCCCGGACACUGGAGCGGGAGGUGCCGAGCGCCGAGGAGCUGCUGGUGGCCGCAAAGCACCGGAGCACCCCGACGUGUCACCCCCCAGGGCCCCCCAGCCCCCACGCCGGUUCCCAAGAUGCCGGUGCCGACGCCGGGAAGCCGCAGCGCGUCCAGCAGAGCAAGAACUGGACCUUCCCCAACGCCAAAGCCUGUGGUGCCGCCGACCCCUUCCUCGGCCCCCCCGGGGGGCUGCACCGGCCCGUGCUGGCGCCCGUCUGCAGCCCAGCGGGACAUCGAGGGGCAUCCCCGGAGGCCCCCCCGCCGCUGCCCCCCGCCCUGAGCGCCAGCAGCAGCCGCACCCCCAGCGCCUCGGACGUGGGGGACGAGGGCAGCACGGGGGCGCAGUCCCGGGACGGGGGGCAUGGCCCCCCCACGCUGGAGCACUCCGAGUCGCUCAGCGACUCCCUGUACGACAGCCUCUCCUCCUGCGGCAGCCAGGGCUGAGCCCCCCCCGCCGCACUCGCACGUCUUCCACCCCCCCGCUGCCCACCCCCAGCCCCGGCCAGGGGUGCUGCUCGAGGUGGGGGGGGUCCCAGUGUCCCAUUUUCCCCCCCGACACCUCUUUCCGAUGGUGCUAUUGCAGUGUACAGCCCCCGCCGCCAGGUUUUUAACUCAAUAAAGCGCCCCCCCCGGGUUAUUUAUAUA
Messenger RNA from Columba livia (rock pigeon), 5489 nucleotides. RefSeq names its product NCK associated protein 5 like (gene NCKAP5L). Gene Ontology annotation, biological process: microtubule bundle formation; microtubule depolymerization. The coding region runs from base 1914 to 5288 and encodes 1124 amino acids. Lineage: Eukaryota; Metazoa; Chordata; Aves; Columbiformes; Columbidae. The transcript has 13 exons. Gene Ontology annotation, cellular component: microtubule plus-end. The record is from RefSeq and is a predicted model, not a curated record.